Messenger RNA from Alnus glutinosa, 933 nucleotides. RefSeq lists its product as uncharacterized. Lineage: Eukaryota; Viridiplantae; Streptophyta; Magnoliopsida; Fagales; Betulaceae. Gene Ontology annotation, molecular function: nucleic acid binding; zinc ion binding. The record is from RefSeq and is a predicted model, not a curated record. The coding region runs from base 1 to 933 and encodes 310 amino acids. The transcript has 2 exons.
AUGGCACCUCAACGUUACCCCGUUCGUAAUGAAAACUACGGAAACCAUCGUCAUGGCAACCUUGAUGACGAAUUCCCACCUCCACCUCCACCAUUUAAUGAUGGAGGACCUUUAGUAGCUGAAGCCUGGAUUACGGAUAUCCAGCUAUUGCAUGAGACGCUGGGCUGUACUGAUGAGCAAAAGGUUAGGUAUACAAGACUAAGGAUAACUGAUGAAGCUGCAAGAUGGUGGAAGUCUAAGAAAGGACUCUUAGGAAUAGAGUUGGGACGUGGAGUUGCUAUCCCUUGGGAUAGGUUUGUAGAAGAAUUCAAUGGGCGCUUCUUUCCGAGGGCACAAAGGCAGAUGCGGGCCAUCGAAUUCCAGAAUCUGGUACAAGGCGCUAUGACGGUAGAGCAAUAUUCCUCUAAGUUUAUUGAACUAGCAAGGUUUGGCCUCAACCUAAUCCUGGAUGAAGAAUCAAAGGCAGAACGUUUCGAAAAUGGCCUUAAUCCUCGUAUUAAGGAAAGAGUCAUGUGCCACGAAAUCAGAGGCUUUGUCAAACUGGUCGAUAUAGCAUCAGUUGCUGAAAGGGGAAUGCGCGAAUCAUCUGCCGCUUACGAACUAAAGAGGCGAGCAGCGUCGCAGGUGACAUACCCAUCCAAACGACCUGCACUUAGUACUGGAAGCAGACCGGUUGAGAAGAGGAAUUUCCCUCUUACAGCAGGGAAUCAGACGCUUACAUGCCACAAGUGCGGGAAGGUGCAUGCUAGAGGGUGCAUGGCAAAUGAACCAAACUGCUUCAGGUGUGGUCAAUUUGGCCACUUCAAGAGGAAUUGUCCACUGGAUACCCCAAGAGGAUCCCGACCCCCAGGAAGCAACUUCCCACCAAGGCGACCUGCCCAAGCGAGGGUGUAUACCUUAACUCCGGUUGAGGUAGACGAAGAAGAAGAAUGA